This is a messenger RNA of Peronospora belbahrii, 1317 nucleotides long. Lineage: Eukaryota; Oomycota; Peronosporomycetes; Peronosporales; Peronosporaceae. The record is from the annotation of a GenBank genome assembly.
AUGCGUGUGACCCGCUGGACACUAUUUGCUGCGGCUUUAGCUGUGUCUAUGUAUACGACAGCAUCGUCUUCAGCAGUGAAAGAUACGACAUGUGUGGAUCCAUCGAUUGUCACUUCUAUGGAGUCAAAGAUUAGCGAUCUAGAGCAAUCGAACAAAGCGUUCCAGCUUCAAAUUGAUUCACAGAACGCCGAGAAAUCGAAGUUACUGAUGGAUACGGUGAAGGAGCAUGAAAUAGCUGUACUUCAGCUUGAAAAGGAGAUUGAAGUGCUUAAGAAUGACGUGGAAAAGCUUCAAAAUGACUUGUCCAAUGAGAAAAAGACCGUUGAGAAGUUAGAGACGGAAUUGAAGACUGCUUUGGCUCAGAUACAGGAAGAGAGUGUACUUAUUUCUUCGUAUACGAGUGAAAUUGCUAAACUGGAAGAGAGUUUUGCCAAGGAACGAGUUACUGUAGCGAACAUGGAGUCGGAAUUGAAAGCUGCAUUGACCAAGUUGUCAGAGGAAACGAAACGGGCAAACAAGCUGGAAAAAAGUCAAGAGAUUGUGGAAAAGAAGAAUAAAGCACUUAUACAGAAACUGGGAAAGACCAAGUCGGAGGACCUGAGUGUGGCUGCGUUACUGUCGUCAUACUAUGACAGUGCGUUGGAGUUAGCGGAAAAGUCCGUUGUCUUUGCUCAAGAGAAGUUUAACGAACAAUCUGGUACGCUAGAGCACGUACAGAGCAAGAUUGAGGACACAAAAAAGACGGCACGUGAUAGUACAAGCAAGUUCUACCAGGAGAACUUGGCGGCUACUUUGGAUCCGAUCCUAGCGGACGUACGCAAGACGGUGGACCCAAUUUUGGCAGAUGUGCACAUGGCCGUGAACCCGCAUGUGGAGCAGUACUUGCCAAUUGUGCAAGACAAAGCUGCAAAGGCAAAGGAGCAGGUGUUGUUGUACUUGCAUGAUGCACUGCGUCGUGCCAAGCUGGCGCGCAGUGACGCAAUUGCCCUCCUGGAACAGAAUGAGCACGUAGGUGCUCAUGCGCAGAAGGUGAUUGAUGGCGCACUGAUAAUUUUGGCAGUGCCACUGGUUCUGUUUCAAAUUCGCUUAGCGUUGCGCUUGGUGUGGUGGCUGUUCACAACGACUCUGUAUGUGCUGACUUGUGGGUUGUGCUGUGGCACGCGUAAGCCCAACUCGAAAGCAAAGCGAAAAAUUGCGAAGAAGACGGCUAGUGUUCAUGCGAGUCUGAAUGCACCUGUGAACGGCGCUACGAAAAAGGCGGCUAAUAGCAAGGCGACUAUGACUGUCCAGAAGCGUACGAAAAAGGGCAAAAACUAA